AAAAAAUCAAAAUUAAUUAGAUGAACCACAUUGCAUUGCAUACACAACCUCUCAUCAUAGGUAAUCUACUAAUUGCUUUCUUGAUGAGUUAACCCAAAUCAACCUUGGCCUACACUAAAGAACAAGACCUUAAUUCAAACUCAAUAUUAUCCAAACCCCCUUUACUCCCAAACUCUCAAACCCAAAUUCCCAUCUCCAAAAAUGUCUCUUCAAUCUCAACCACAACAACCAGUCCAAGUUUACCCAACAAAUCAACCUCCUUCAUCAUCUCACCACUCAAAUGGUUCUUUUGGGGCAGUUUUCAUUGUCCUUGCUAUAAUACUAGUCAUUUCCGUUGUUGCUUGCUUUCUUGGACGCCUAUGCAAUAGGCGCUACAAUAAGACCCAAAGACCCCUUAACCCUAACCCUAACCCUAAGCACCAUAGACCACAGAUCCACAAUUUGCAUCCAAGAGAUGAUCAAGGGGACAUAGAACUAGGCUUUGAUGACAAAAGAAUGCCACCACCAAUCAUAAUGCCAAAAGGACAUGGUCAUGGUCAUGGUCAUGGUCAUGCUCAUCAUCAUGGUAAUGGAUCAGGCAUGGGACCCCAGAUGCAUGUUAAUGAUAACAUGAAAGAUUUUGAAAUGAGACAUGGCCACGGAGAGGAGGUUCGAGCAGGUGCAUAUACAUAGCCAUCUUAUGCUCUCUUUCUAUCUUAUUAUCUUCUCUUUGUUUCAUUCUGAGAUUUCCAACUGUAUGAUGUUGUAAAUGUAAUAUUAUGUUCUCUACUUUUUUACCCCUCAAAUUUACUUUUAAUGUGCCAAGUGUGUAA
This is a messenger RNA of Cajanus cajan (pigeon pea), 812 nucleotides long. Lineage: Eukaryota; Viridiplantae; Streptophyta; Magnoliopsida; Fabales; Fabaceae. The record is from RefSeq and is a predicted model, not a curated record.